AAAGAAGAAGAAGAAUAUGUGCUGCUGUUUGCAGUUCACAGACCUACCUUCCUCUGUCGACCUGCAGCUGGAGAGAAGUGACCAUGGCACCUGGAAAGAAGAACAGGGUGUUUGUCAUCGGUGUGGGCAUGACAAAGUUUGACAAACCUGGAAUCCGAGACAACUAUGAUUACCCUGAUAUGGCCAAGGAAGCCGGUCAAAAGGCCCUAGCAGAUGCAGGGAUCCCAUAUUCUUCUAUUGAACAAGCCUGUGUAGGAUAUGUGUAUGGUGACUCCACAUGUGGGCAGAGGGCCAUUUACCACAGCCUGGGCCUGACUGGGAUCCCCAUCAUCAACGUCAACAACAACUGCUCCACAGGCUCCACUGCUAUCUUCAUGGCACGGCAGAUAGUUCAAGGAGGUCUUGCUGACUGUGUGCUUGCCCUCGGUUUUGAGAGGAUGGAGAGGGGCUCUUUGUCCUCAAAGUUUAUGGACAGGACCAAUCCCAUGGACAAGCACAUGGAAGUGAUGAUCAACCGCUACGGGAUGGUGGCAGCUCCAGCAGCAGCGCAGCUGUUCGGCAAUGCUGGCAGGGAGCACAUGGAGAAAUACGGUACAAAACCAGAACACUUUGCCAAAAUUGCCUGGAAAAACCACAAGCAUUCCACCAACAACCCGUAUUCCCAGUUCCAGGACGAGUACAGUUUGGAGCAGGUGAAGGAUUCCAGGAAGGUGUUUGAAUUCCUUACUCUACUGCAGUGUUGCCCUACAUCAGAUGGUGCUGGAGCAGCAGUCUUGGCCAGCGAGGCCUUCGUCAGGAAGCACCAUUUGGAGAACCAGGCAGUGGAGAUAAUUGCCCAAGAGAUGGUGACUGACCUUGCCUCCACGUUUGACGAAAACAGCUGCAUUAAGAUGGUAGGAUAUGACAUGUCUCGGUUGGCUGCCAGAAAGUGUUUUGACGCUGCAGGUCUGAAGCCCAGUGACGUCGAUGUGGUCGAGCUACAUGACUGCUUCUCCGCCAACGAGCUCAUCACGUAUGAGGCUUUGGGGCUGUGUCCAGAGGGUAAAGCUGGAGAGCUUAUUGACAGAGGGGACAACACAUAUGGAGGCAAGUUUGUGGUCAACCCCAGUGGUGGUCUCAUCUCAAAAGGACAUCCUCUUGGUGCCACAGGUCUGGCCCAGUGUGCCGAGCUGUGCUGGCAGCUCAGAGGGCAGGCCGGCAGGAGGCAGGUCCCAGGAGCAAAAGUGGCCUUGCAGCACAACAUUGGUUUAGGAGGAGCUGUGGUUGUGGCUCUCUACAGAAUGGGAUUCCCUCAGGAGGCCAGUUCCCUCAGGUCCCAUGUAGGUGCAAUUCCCACCAGUUCGUGCAGCGGUCUGGAGGGUUUUAAAGCUUACCCUGUCUUCAAAGAGAUCGAAAAUCAUCUACAUGAGGAAGGAGAGCAGCUUGUCAAGAAGAUUGGUGGAGUGUUUGCCUUUAAAGUGAAGGAUGGACCAGAGGGAAAAGAGGCGACUUGGGUCGUGGAUGUGAAAAAUGGCAAAGGUUCUGUCACCAAUGACCAAGGUAAAAAGGCAGACUGCACCUUAUCCAUGAGUGAUGAUGAUCUUCUGGAUCUGAUGACUGGAAAGUUGAACGCACAAACUGCGUUCUUCAAAGGUAAACUGAAGGUCACUGGGAACGUGGGCAUGGCUCUGAAGCUGCAGAACCUCCAGGUUUCACCAGGCAAGGCCAAGCUGUGAGACCCGGAGCUACCCUUUUUGUCCUCUGAGCAACACUUUAACCACAAAUUUGUUGGAAAACUUAAUCUUUCCUAUUAAAUUUUGCUAAUUGACAAGCUCAUUGAAUACUUUGAUAAUUUGUUUGAUUUUGAGAUACGGACCAUAAAGUCUCAGUUCCAGCUGCUACUGAUAUCAGAUCAAACUGUAUAAUAUAUACCCAACUGGUAAUUAUUACUGUUAUUGUUGGAUCUUCUGGAUCCACCAUCUUUAGGUCUCGUAUAAAUUCCGAAGCAAUGCAGUGAAUCUGUAGGAGCUGAUAGCUUAUCAACAACAUCACUGUGCAUCUAAUUGUAAAUCUGUGAAUGAAAUUAUGCUUGUAGUUUAAAGCCAUUUUUGGCCUCAACCAUUUUGAUAGAUAAUUUUUCAUAGAAUAUAUAUCUGUAAAUUAUAGCAGUUGUGUGACAUUAAAAAAAAAAAAAAAAUUCUGACUAACAAAA
Micropterus dolomieu (smallmouth bass) is the source of this 2191-nucleotide messenger RNA. RefSeq names its product sterol carrier protein 2a (gene scp2a). NCBI's taxonomy places the organism in Eukaryota, Metazoa, Chordata, Actinopteri, Centrarchiformes, Centrarchidae. Gene Ontology annotation, molecular function: acyltransferase activity, transferring groups other than amino-acyl groups. The transcript is spliced from 16 exons. The coding region runs from base 84 to 1715 and encodes 543 amino acids. The record is from RefSeq and is a predicted model, not a curated record.